Molecule: messenger RNA, 6744 nt
Organism: Dromaius novaehollandiae (emu)
Lineage: Eukaryota; Metazoa; Chordata; Aves; Casuariiformes; Dromaiidae
Gene: FOXO6
Product: forkhead box O6
Exons: 2
Coding region: 769-2613 (614 amino acids)
Biological process (GO): regulation of transcription by RNA polymerase II
Cellular component (GO): nucleus
Molecular function (GO): DNA-binding transcription factor activity, RNA polymerase II-specific; RNA polymerase II cis-regulatory region sequence-specific DNA binding
Source: RefSeq, a predicted model, not a curated record
AGCCGCCCGCCCGCCCGCCGCCGCCGCCGCCGCCGCCCUCCCAGCGCUGUCAGGUGCGUGCCGCCCGCCAGCAUGGCUCCGCCGCUCCGCCGCCGCCGCCGGACUUAGCGCCGGGCCGCCCGCGGGUGCCGCCCGGCCCGGCGGCCCCCGGAGCCCGCCGCCGCCGCCGCCGCGGGGCCCGCCGCGCCGAGGCUCUCCGUGCUCCCCGCCCAGGUGACCCGCCGCCGCCGCUCCCCGGAGUCGCCUCCAGCGCGCGCCGGCCCCGGCCGAGGAUGCCGCCCGCCGCCGGCCGCCGCCGCUCAUCUGUUGCUGCCUGACCGCGCGGCCCCGGCGCAGCCUCCCGAUGGACGCGGCAGCCCCCGCUCCCCGCCCGCCCGGCGCCGCCGCGCUUCCCGUUGUGCCGGGAAUCAUUCCGGAGCUCCGCGGCUGGUGAAGCCCCGUCUCGCCCGAGCUGGAGGCUCCCGAUGAAUAUGCGGCAUCCCGCCCGGCUCGCCUCUCCCGUUAGCCUCCCGUUUCCCACCGCGGCGCCGGGCAGCGCCGCCUCCUAGAGCUCCGGACUUCGGGCUGCUUGGCGCUUUCCCCCGCCGCCUUUGCACCUCCAGGAUCCGGGCGCGCGGACCGGCGUCCCCCCUCCCCGCCCCCCUUCCCUCCCCUUCCCCUUCGCCCCCCACCCCCCGCCCGCCUCGGAGCCCUUCUGCACACUCCUCUCCCUCUUUUUUCGGGUGGAAAUCGACAGUAACUCCGGGGGGGCGGGCGGGGGGGAGGACCAUGGAAGAAAAGCUCCAGGCGCAUCAGGUAGAGAUCGACCCGGAUUUCGAGCCCCAGAGCCGGCCGCGGUCGUGCACCUGGCCGCUCCCCCACCCCGACUUCGCGGCGGAGGAGGAGGAUGGGGGCGCGGCGGGCGGCCCCCCGGCGCUGGCGGCCGGCGGCGCGGAGGGCGCCGAGAACGCGGCGGCCCCGGCGGAGCGCAGAGCCGCCGCGGCGCUGCCGCCGCCGGGCGCGGACGUUGGACAGCUCCGCAAGGCCAAGACCUCCCGCAGGAACGCCUGGGGCAACCUCUCCUACGCCGACCUCAUCACCAAAGCCAUCGAGAGCUCCCCGGAGAAGCGGCUCACCCUCUCGCAGAUCUACGACUGGAUGGUCCGAUACGUCCCCUACUUUAAGGAUAAAGGAGACAGCAACAGCUCCGCCGGCUGGAAGAACUCCAUCCGGCACAACCUCUCCCUGCACACUCGGUUCAUCCGUGUGCAGAACGAGGGCACUGGCAAGAGCUCCUGGUGGAUGCUGAACCCCGAGGGCGGUAAGACCGGAAAGACGCCCCGCCGGCGGGCAGUCUCAAUGGACAACAACAGCAAGUUCCUGCGGAUCAAGGGGAAGGCCAGCAAGAAGAAGCAGCUGCAGGUGACACAGGAGCGUGGGGAGGACAGCCCUUCCUCCCAGCAGGCCAAGUGGUCGGAGAGCCCUGCUUCCCAUGCCAGUGAUGAGUACGACGCCUGGGCGGACUUCCGGACGCGGGCCAACUCCUCAGCCAGCACGCUGAGCGGGCGCCUCUCACCCAUCAUGUCCAACCAUGAGCCAGAUGAGUUGGAGGAGGACGAUGGUACCCCGUCCUCUCCUCUGAUGUACCCCAGUCCCUCCAGCACCAUGUCUCCUUCCCUGAAUGCCCGUUGCUCUGUGGAGCUGCCCCGGCUGACUGAUCUGACUGGCACCAUCAGCCUGAAUGAGAGCCUCGGGGAGAGCUUGCUGGAUGACUUGCAGGAUGGCUAUAACAUGAGCCCUUCGCAGCAGCUCCCUCCGGCUGCCCUGCGGCAACGGAGCUCCAGUUUCACCUUCAACUCCAAGUGCUCCACCAUGGGGGCUGCCACCAACACGUACUGUGGGACUAUCUACAGCCAGCCGGCCAUGAGCCUUAUGCGCCGCCUGCCCAUGCAGACCAUCCAAGAGAACAAGCAAGCCACCUUCUCACCAGUCAGCUCCUACAGGAAUGCCUCGCUGCAGGACCUGCUCUCCUCCAUCUCCUAUGCGCACAAGGAGAGCAUGGUCCAGGGGGACCUGCCCCUGCCGCAGGCCAGCCCCAUGGUGCCGGCCCGCGGCCACAGACAGAACCCACUCCUGUGUGGGAGUGGGGAGCAGGGCUUGUCCUCCUACCCGGCCCACUCGGCCUCUCUCAUGAAGAGCAACACUUUGUACCACCCGUCACCAGCCAGUCACCACCCUGCGGUCAACACCAGUGCCUUAGCUAAUCCUGUCAGCCUUAUGAGCUUGCCCAGUGACACAUGCAGCAUGACAGCCAUGCCGCACCAUGGGCACCUGCAUUCCUACGCUAAUAACCAAGGGGCACACAUGAGCUUGCUGGAUUCACUGCAGGGCCCCUACCCAGGGGCUGUCCACCCCCCUGUGUUGGGCCAAGACAGGUUCCCAGCAGACCUGGACCUGGAUAUGUUCAACGGGAGCUUGGAGUGUGACGUGGAGUCAAUUAUCCUGAAUGACUUUAUGGACAGCGAUGAGAUGGACUUCAACUUUGACUCAGCUCUUCCACCGCAGAACGCGCUCAACAUGCCCACACUGCCUGGGGGCCCGCAGCCCACUAAUCAGAGCUGGGUGCCUGGGUGAUACGUGCCCAGACACUCGCCACCGAGAAGUCACAAGGGGAACAUUGAGACUAACUUUUUUUUUUCCUUUCUCUUCUGCCUUUGUUUGUUAAGAUGGGCUAGAGCCAUCGGUUUAAACUUGAGAGCAACACUAAACACAAACCAUAGGGUCAAACAUUGAUAGAGGCUUAGGGCCUGGCCCCAGCCCCUAGCCAGCCAGACGGGAAUGGCUGGGCAUACCACAAAGCUAGUGCCCGAUCUGCUGGGGUCCGCUGCCCUGCCAGGUCCUUCCACUAGCUCUCGCCAGAGGAAGCAGCGUGAGCAGGCGGGAGAGGCAGCUGAAGUCACGUGCGGUUCCCCAGGGCAUGCAUGGGGGAGCAGGAAGGAAAAGCCUUUCCAGACAGUUCAAGUGCCCCACUGUGCUGGUGUUGGUUUGAUUUCUCCUUGUGUUGGUUGUCCUUGGGCUGGGUGAUGGAGCGGUGAUGACUGGUAGUGUAGGACCCCCCGCUAUGUGGGCACUGCUAGUGCACCCCUGCCUGGAAAGAGAUCCUUUUCUCAGAGCCACCUCAGAAAAUUGUCUCCAAGUGGAAGUGUCAGGAGCAGCAAACCUGUUUCAGGGCAAGGGACCUCACCACCAUCUAGAUUAUUUUGGGGAUCUGAGCUCUGUGGAGCUCAGCUCUCAGGCUCUUCUGCUCGCACACCCAAGCCAUGCUCACUGCAGUGGUUUCCUUGUAUGGCUCUGGGCAGGUUUUCUUACCAAAUAGUGAGAAGCAGGGGUUGGAGAUGGCAGGAAGAGUAUGAACUCUGCAGCUGUAGCAGUCGGGUCAGCAUUUUGGCAGCCAAUGCGUGCACCAGCCUAUUCCAGUACUAGCCAGUGGCUCUGGAUGCUGUGGUCACAGGCGUGUAUGUCUGCAGGAAAACAGUAGUACCAGGCACUGCCUGCCCAAAGCACACGUGUACACACUCUGGCGUGUGUCGUACACAACUCUGCCUGCCCUGGCACACACACAGAGACUGUGUGAAUGUGGCCCUGCUGGGAGUGACAUGCUGCUAGCCUGAAUCCCCUGUGCCAGAGGCGGGCCAGGGGACCUCACAGGGUCAGGAAGGGGGGGCAUAUUUAUUUGAUUUCAUGCACUCUUUUGCCAUUGAGUUAUUGCAUUGGGAGAAAGAGUCCAACUUAGGGAGAGAGGAGAAGAGAGCCUGUGGGCACUGCACGCGCCCAUCACAAGUCCCAUCUUGGCUCAGCCAUGGCUCUGGGUGUUUGGUGCUGAGGCCUUUUACGUAAGCUGGGGGACUGUGAUGCUGCUCAUCCUUGGGAAGGGUGCCUAUGUGUGUGUGUGUGUCAGGGGGGAUGUUGUGGCCAGGCCUCUAGAGAGAGCACAGUGUCUGUCCUACCACUCGUGAGCAACCCCAGAUUGCUCAGCCAGCGUGACCCACGCUACUUGUCCGAGGAUGCAGAGAGGUGCCACAGGGCUCACAGCCACAGUGGGGGCUCCUGGAGGUCAUUAACUGUUCCAAGAGCGACUCCAGCCAAGAGCCAGCGUGUCUGUCCCUGAGGGCUCACCACGCUGUACUUGGGCCGACAGGAGAGCUGGUCAGGGCAGAGAGGCCAGAGAGGAUGUCGGUAAGAGUGGGCCAGCCCUGCGGGGCUCUGCAGAUGCCUUAAUUCAUCAGUCUGAUGAGGGCCAGUGUCUCACAGGGACUUGCAUCAUGAGUCAAACAUAGCCCUGUUUUGUGUUGGGAGCCCAACUCUGCCUCAGGCUGUUCUGCAGGGCAGGGAUGAACCAGAGCCCUGGGCUCAUGGACCUGUUGCCAUCCUGCACAGGUGGGGUGAGGGCUCCCUGCUCUGGAGCAGCCCAGCUGUUGAUGAACCAAGGCCUCUGCCCUGAUCGUUGGAGUAGGGCACGCAGGCACUCUCAUGGGCAGCUGGAGAGGAGAUGCAUGGGAUGGGAGGAGAGGGCUCUGGGAGCUGCUGUUCUAUCCUGCUGGGCUUUCUGCACAGCCCAUCUUCCUUUUGGGCAUCACAGACUUUCUCUUAACCCCCAUGAUCCUGGAUUGCAGCAAAGGUUAUUCUGCCAGAUUGGCAUGUUUCCCUUGCCCAUCUCUUCCUUUCCCACUGAAGCACCAUCUUGUGUAUCGCAGUCCAGGUGCUGGGUCCCACUGAGCCGUAGGGGAAGCACAGUUGCUCAGAGCCGGGGCAGUGUGGGGCCUGCAGGUGGGUACCCCUCACAGUCCUCUCCUGACCCAUGGCUGGUAUGUGUCUGUGGCAAAGUGUGACAGAGGAGCCCCUGUGCCACUGCUCACCUUCACCCCGGGCACACGGCAGGCAUAGUCUCUAAAGACAUUCUUACAGGUUAAUUAUGUUUACAUUAUUUGAUCAUGUACAGAAUUUAAUAUAUUCUAUUAUAUAUAAUCUUUCUUGAAUGCUUUUUUAAAAAGGAUUAUUCUUUGGUCAAGAUCAUUACUGCAUUUGUUUUAUACACCACCUCUUGUUUCAGGCAUAUUUAAAUCAUUGGAAGCCAAUUACAAUUGCAAGUGGCUGUUUAAUACCUGGCACCCCAGCUCUGCACAUGGGGUGCAAAGGACGUUAGUGAAGAAAGGUAGGGAGGGCAUAUGAGGCUGCCGUGGGAGAAAGGGUGUUCUGCCCCCAAACACGGGUGAAAAGGAAGGCGCCCUGACUCUUCCAAGCAGCCGAUUUUCAGGCACACAUCCAGCAGCACACCAGCAUGCAGGGCAGCGUGGGUGAGCUGGGGCUGACCCCGGUGAUCAGGUUUUGCAGAUGGGUUGAUUGGAGGAGCCAGCUUCAGGGCCUCCUUUUCCACCACAGCGUGUCCCCUGCUCUCGGCAGGGCGUUUUUGCUCCUGCUGCUGGCAGGGAGCUGAGCUCUGACACCAAGUUGCUUAGGUGCAGGGACCCUCAAAAGUCCCAGAGAGCCCUUUCGUGUCACAGAUAUGGACCAUUCAUUGAUGUGGAGGGGAAGCCACACCAGCAGUAAGAGAAAAGCCCCCCUGUCCCAUGCCUGCCCUGCUCCUCCCUGCUCAGCUCACCCUGCCCCGCAGUGUGGUGCACCUGGGCAUCCACCCCCAGGGCACGUCUUAUUGCAAAGGUGUCUUUGUGGUUCGUGACCGUGGGGUUGUCGUGUGUGCGGUGGAGUCUUGUUGGUAAGCGUCGUGUGUACAGUCGUCGUGCAGUGCGAGGGACAGCGGGCAAGGGGAGGCAGGAAGCAGGCACAGACCGGGCAGGCCCAGCUGUUGCCCCCAACAGUGACUGGGACCCCAGCAAGGCGGGUGGGCAGGAGUCAGGGGUGCAUGGCUGCAGGGGGAGGUGAGACGGGCUGGCCCCGCAGCUGUGGAGGAGAGCGGACCCAAGGGCUGGGACACACCUGGACUAUGGUGCCUGUGCACCCUUGCGAGGCUGCGGUGCAGGGUGAACCGGCAUGCAGGGAGCUGUGCCCCAGCCCCAUGCCCAGCGCAGGGACGAUGGGGCCAAGCUUUGCGCCUGUGGGCCAGGUAGAUCUCAUGCAAUGCCUAGGAGGUGGACGGCUCAGCCAUUCCCUCCGCAGCUCUCACCACCCUGCUCCUGGCACUGCUACGAGCACAGAGAAGGGGAAACCAGGGCUUUAUUCCACUGUCUUGUGGGGAUGGAGCCAGUGGCAGAGGCUCAAGGUUUCAUCUCUGGAAACAGCUCCCCAAGCACGGGCCACCUGGUGCCAGCUCGCUCAGCUUUGGCAUCCCCACCCUCCAUCUCGCCCUCUCCUUCCUGGCCUCCGCCAGCCCCGUCCAUCCCUGGCGGCCCCAUCUCUGCCCCACAGGACAGCCUUUCAGGGCAGGAAGCACCCGCCUGCUCCUGGCCCUGCUCCCAGCGAGCCUGAGCCCUGCCCGGAGCGAGGAGCCAGUGCUGAGGGGACACUGAAGGGGCCCCACCAGUUUGCUUCAUAUGGCGGUUUCGGUUUGUUCUUUCCCUCGUAUUUAUAACUGUACAGACUGGGGGGGAGGGUCUCUGACAGGCGUCAUCUCUCACCACACAUCUAUCGUAGGCAAUGGUAACUUUCUUGAUUGUGCUAUUAGAGUUUGUGUAUGUGGCAAUGUAAAGAACUGUGUAUAGUGCAUUGUACAGCAUAUUUUCAUGAAUAAAAUUGUUUUAAAUAUUACAA